Messenger RNA from Anopheles bellator, 4168 nucleotides. RefSeq names its product tripeptidyl-peptidase 2 (gene TppII). Gene Ontology annotation, cellular component: cytosol. The transcript is spliced from 8 exons. The record is from RefSeq and is a predicted model, not a curated record. Gene Ontology annotation, biological process: proteolysis. Lineage: Eukaryota; Metazoa; Arthropoda; Insecta; Diptera; Culicidae. The coding region runs from base 117 to 3851 and encodes 1244 amino acids. Gene Ontology annotation, molecular function: tripeptidyl-peptidase activity; serine-type endopeptidase activity.
GUAACAAUUGCGAUUCUCGACUCUGGCGUUGAUCCCAUGGCAAAAGGAUUAGAGUUCCUGGAGGUGGCGUAAAGGUAAUCGAGCGGUACGACUGUUCCGGGUGUGGCGAUGUGGAUAUGAGCAAAGAGGUGACCGCCGGCGAAGACGGGACGCUGCAAGGAUUGUCAGGCCGAACACUUAAAUUGUCUUCGACUAUGAUGGCGAAAAACGUGGCUGGAAUGGAGUUUCGAGUUGGUCUGAAGAGUAUGCACGAUCUAUGUCCGUCUCGUAUUCGCGAACGCAUCAUGAACGAUCUGAAAGUGAAAACGUGGGACGAUCCGCAUAAAACGGCAUAUAGUGCUGCUUGCCGCGAGUUAACCGAAUUUGAUGCCGCGAACCCCUCGCCAACCGCUCUCAGUGGGAAGGAAAAGCUGAUGAAGGAGAAUCUGGAAUGCACGAUGGAGUUUUUGAGUGCAUGCGAGAAAAAAUUUAUUGACUUCAAAACGUCAUAUGAUUGCGUGCUGUUUCCUACAAAAGAAGGCUGGAUGGCUGUGAUCGAUACAACCGAGAGAGGUGAUUUGGAAAAUGCAAUACACGUUCUUGAGUAUAGCCAAUCUCACCAGAUGGUCAACCUGGAUGAUUACCUCUCGAUUUCGAUCAAUGUUCACGACAAGGGCAAUGUUCUGGAGAUCGUUGGUGUUUGCUCAAGUCACGGGACUCAUGUUGCGUCAAUUGCUAGUGGAUAUCAUCCUGAUAAUCCCGAGUUAAACGGAGUCGCGCCGGCAGCUCGCAUCAUUUCGUUGACGAUUGGCGAUGGACGAUUGGAAACGAUGGAAACCGGUACUGCCUUGGUGCGAGCAAUAAUCAAAGUGGCCGAACUAUGCGAAGCGGGCCGUCGGGUUGAUGUGAUAAACAUGAGCUACGGAGAGCAUGGACAUUGGUCGAACUCGGGCCGUGUAGGAGAGCUGAUGACUGAACUGGUGAACCGUUACGGUGUGGUUUGGGUAUCUUCGGUCGGCAAUCAUGGGCCAGCCCUCUGUACCAUUGGAACACCCCCUGACAUAAGCCAACCAAGCUGUGUCGGUGUUGGAGCGUACUUUUCUCCCGAAAUGAUGGAAGCCGAAUACACGCUGCACCAAAAACUGCCUGGCAACGUGUACACGUGGUCUUCCCGUGACCCCUGCAUCGAUGGUGGGUUUGGAGUGACAAUUUGUGCUCCAGGGGCUGCGAUUGCCUCUGUUCCUCAGUUUACAAUGUGUAAAGCACAACUCAUGAAUGGAACCAGCAUGUCCGCCCCACAUGUUGCCGGAGCAGUUGGGUUGUUAAUUUCGGGGUUGAAGCAAAAAUCGGUUCCUUAUACCGCGUUCAGCAUCAAACGGGCGCUUUGGAAUACAGCUACCAAACUCGACUACGUGGACAAAUUUGCUCAAGGCAAUGGCUUGUUGAACGUAGAAAAAGCAUUUGAUCAUUUAACAACGUACUGUGAAUUAUUGGAGAACAAGAUUCGUUUUGCAGUUACAGUUGGUAAUAGCAACGCGAAAGGUAUCCACCUGCGACACGGUGUUCUAACGAAGGUGGAGGAAUAUUCUGUGAACAUUGAACCAAUCUUUUUCAAUGAAAAAUUUGCUGAACCAAGAGAUAAGAUCAAUUUCAAUAUACGGUUUACGUUGAUUCCAACUGAACCGUGGAUUAACUGUGGUAACUAUCUUGAUCUUUGUUACUCAGCCCGAAAGAUUGUGGUAAAGGUGGACCCAACAGGCCUUGCACCCGGUGUUUAUAGAGCAAGUGUGAAAGCAUAUGAUUCAACCUGUCCGGAGAAAGGCGUGCUUUUUGAAAUCCCUGUGACCGUUGUGCAACCGCACGUAGUAGACCCGAAAACCAAUGAAUUCGUGCGUCGUGAUCCGCCCCUCGAAUGCAGACCGAACACUAUCAUCCGAGAAUUUCUGCUUGUACCGAAAUACGCUACGUGGGCCAUUGUUGAAAUGAUUUCGGCUGAUCCGAGUGACGCCGUGGGGGGCAAAUUCUUUCUCCACACGUUGCAAGUGCUCCCUCAGAAGUAUUGCAAAGCGAUGGAAUUGCAAAAAAUUCUACCGGUUAACGGAAUGGCGCCUACUAUUCAACCGGUGAAAGUUGUGGAAGAUCACAUUUUAGAAGUGUGCAUUGCGAAGUAUUGGUCAAACUUUGGACGCCUGCUGUUACGGUAUUCAGUGAAGUUCCAUGGCAUUAGUCCCCUAAAUGGAUCUAUUAUGCACAGUGCAGGUGGCAUUCACCGUAUUGAUCUGACAGCCUUGGUCAGUGAAGAAGUGCAACCGAUCGUUUCACUAAAAACGGCCGCUAUGGUACUGAAGCCGAUCGAAUCAAAAGUAAUGCCUUUGACCAGCCGUGAUGUUAUCUAUCCUGCACGUCAAAUCUACCAAAAUGUGCUCUCGUAUCAUCUGCACUUGGCUAAGAACUAUGAAGUUGCGCUUUACACACCUCUUUUCAGCAACAUUCUGUACGAGAGCGAAUUUGAAUCUCAGUUCUGGAUGGUGUUCGAUGCAAACAAACAAAUGGUCCGUUGUGGAGAUGCGUAUUCCAACGAAAAGUACGAAAAACUUGUAAAAGGCGACUACACAGUUCGCCUUCAGUUGCGUCACGAGAAACGCGAGCUGUUAGAAAAGCUCAACGAAGCAAACAUUGUGGUCAAUUUUAAGUUGCCUAACAACUUGUCGGUCGACGUGUACAAAUCAUAUAAUCAGGUGCUGUCCGGUGGUAAAAAACUCACUAAUUAUUUACUACCGACCGGUGUCUGUCGUCCUAUUUACCUCGCGCCUAUAAGCAGUGAAAAGCUCCAAAAAGCUUCAAUUCCACCGUAUUGUUCAUGGCUUGAGGGUCAUAUUCUCUACGCCAAAGAAGAGUUUGUUAAGAAGUGUGUUUCGCACAAUUUUCGGUACUUGCUUAUUGAAGGUCAGCCACAAAAGAAAAAUGUGAGCUCUGUAGGAGGUGUAGUUGGAGGUAAUGCCGCAACACCCAACGGAACCAACAUUUCCAUCACUGCCUCCCCAUCAACUAGCAACGGAAACUCUACAAACGCUACUUCAAGCGAUAGUGGGGCUGGUGGACCUAAAGAAAACAAAACAAGGUGGGAUGAAUACUGUGAAGGUUUGCGCGACUUUCAAACGGGUCUUAUAUCGAAAAUGGAUGAUGAGAAUGCGAACAAUUUAUACCGAACCGUGCUAAAAGAAAAUCCGGACCACCUACCUGCUCAUUUGGCGAUGGUGGACAGUAUUGAGGGAGGUGAAAAAAUGCCUAACCUUCCACACGCAUUCAAAGGUUCGUUGGAUCCAAGCGAUCAGGCCGCGGCGACCGUCCUAAAGGUUAAACUAUUGCAUAUCAUCCAAUUGAGCGGCCUCGUUCUGAAGGGGAUCGAUCAGAACGCUUUACUGGCAUACUACGGUAUUAAGGUCGACAAUCGCCAUAAUGCGUCGAAAAUUAAGAUACAAAUGGAUAAACAAAAGCAACUUCUUCUGGAUGCGUGUCAAAGAAAGUUCAUAGCCCUUUGUAAACUUAAUGAGAUACAAAAACUUUUCGAUGCGCAAGAUCCUAGCCAACCAAACUACGAAGAAGAAUUGGAACAAUUGUAUGGUGACGUUGGCAAGUUUAUUGAAUACAUCGAUUCGAAGGUGUUACUGUUAUCAGUCUGGCAUGCAUUUUACAUGAAACAUCACGGACGUAUGCUCAAGUAUUUGCACAAAUUGUACGAAGAGAAACUAAGUCGCGAUGUCCUGGAGGAAACACUAGCUGUGGUCAACUGUAAGAAGUGGAAUCACGUCAGCAAGCUGCUGUCGAAAAUAAUUGUUUCGUCCCACCCUCAGGGAUAUCGUCCGUUCUAAGAAGAGAAGAGAUUUUGUGCGUAUUACUGUGUUGCAGUAAACCAUUGCUCGAUGCCUUGCAAGACACGUUUGUAGAAAAAAUAAUACUUUAUUUUUAUUGAGUUGGAUACAAUCAACGUUCUUUCACUGUUUUCGUUGCCUUACUUUAAUGACUUUGGACUGUGGGGGAGAUUGCCAAAUUUGUAUUACCUGAGUAAUUAAAAUAAAGAAAAAAAUGGAAGUAAAUCUACUGCAAAGGGUUGGCCCAGCAGGAGUCAAUAAGUGGUUACAAGCGAAAAGUUGAAAAGUAAAUGCAUGUGAGGCAAACAAUAAAAUUC